Messenger RNA from Naegleria gruberi, 567 nucleotides. RefSeq lists its product as uncharacterized. NCBI's taxonomy places the organism in Eukaryota, Heterolobosea, Eutetramitea, Acrasida, Naegleriidae. The transcript has a single exon. Bases 1 to 567 code for a protein of 188 amino acids. The record is from RefSeq and is a predicted model, not a curated record.
AUGAAACACUUCUUCCUUAUUGCUGGCGUCUUGUUGGUCGUCUUGAUGAUCAAUGCCGUUAGCGCUUCCACUGAAAAUGUUGUCGUCGGUUCAGCAGCAAUCAGCAAGAUUGACGCCGAAGAACAACAAGCUAUGAAUCUUAUUGAUAGAUUGCGUGGUAAUGUUAGAGGUUCUGGUGCUAAUUGUAGAUUUGAAAAUACUGAUGCUACUAUUAAGACCUUUAUUUGUGAUAUUACAUUUGAAAAGAAGGUUUUGGUUAAAAAGGUUAAGGCUUCUGCCACUGUCUCUAUUGUUGCUAAUUUGGCUUCUUCUAGAGUCACUGUUAAGAUUCAAUCUCAUGGUGCCACUCUUUACAAUAAGGAUUAUCCAAUUGGUCAAGUUAACCUUGAUCCUAUCUGUGUCAAUGUUAUUCCUGAAGUUGGUUUCUGUCUCCAACUCAGAAAUCUCAGAUUUAACACCAAUCCACCAGGUUGUGUUUCCAUUGAUUUGACUGGUUACUUUAAUGCAUUUGGUUUGCAUGAAAAUGUUCUCAAGCAACCAAUAGGAUGGAAUGCCAACAAGUGUUAA